AUGGUGCCGUGGGAACAAAGCUACCACAACAAACUACUGGCCACUGCGGUUACUGCUCUGGCAGUUGCUGCUUUCAAGGAUACCACCCGUCUUGUCAUCAGAUGGCUGCAAGCUCCUUCCGGACAGUGGCAGCAGCAGUACACCGACAGCGAUGCAAGUGAUGCAGACGCCGGAGAACACGGGCGUAUCGUCGAGUGGGAGUAUGAGCCUUUACCUCGUGGUGAACCUGGGCAAAAUGUUGGCGAUGCUGGAAGGGCCAACAACGCAAAUCGGCUUCAUGAAAAUGUCGAGGAUUGGUGUACAUGUGGAAGAUGUCGUGUGCCUCCAUCUUUCAAUGAAGGUGAUUGUGUCUGUUGUCAGGAACUUGCAGAGGUCAAGGCAGAGGCUGAUCGACAGGGUUCAAGUUGUCUGGUGGAUUCUGAGGAGUUUGAGCCGGCCAUCCUAAAUGCGACAACAUUGUACAUCGGAUGGAUGGAGUACACAGAUAGGUGGCGCCGAGCAGCCAAAGCAUUUGGGGACAGGAACAAUGAAAAAUACAGGUAUGUGGCCUACAGGAAAGUCAUGAGAUGGUGUCGGGGCUGGCUCGGGAAGGACAUCAGGGUGCAACUGCCAGCAUGUGUCCAUGCCUUAAUAAUGGAAGCGUAUCCUGAUGGACGUGGUCAGUACAAAGGGACCAUCCUGCGUCGGUUGAGAUGAGGAUGUAACAUCAACUAUUGUCUUGCGAACUUUGAAUGACUGUCAUCUUCUAUGUGAUUGUCAGCCAUCUUCUGUACGUUAUUUGUGAUCAUCGGCUUUCAUCUUCAUAUUCAUCACAAAUACUAUUGUUUGAACUUCUCAUGAUGGUAUGGUUGCUAUGAACUUUGAUCUCGACAUUUGAUUCUAAUUUCCAAGAGCUGAUAUUCGAACUUUUGCAAAACUGUGAUCAAGCAACGAUUUCUUAUGAGGAAGAAUGUUGAAAUCUAUAUAAACAAGCAACAAAAAAAAC
Molecule: messenger RNA, 985 nt
Organism: Strongylocentrotus purpuratus (purple sea urchin)
Lineage: Eukaryota; Metazoa; Echinodermata; Echinoidea; Camarodonta; Strongylocentrotidae
Exons: 5
Coding region: 1-696 (231 amino acids)
Source: RefSeq, a predicted model, not a curated record